AUGCCACGUUCUCUCCAGAUUCUUUUGCUCCUGGCUUUGGCUUCUAGGAAUCAGAUAUUGAGUCGUCCAAUCACAUCAUUUGCGGCUAAUUGUGCUGAGCUUUACAAGGCUGGAAAUAAAACUAGCGGUGUCUACACGAUUUAUCCUGAUGGUUUAAGUGCCUUUGAUGUGUACUGUGACCAGAGCACAGGUGGAGGAGGGUGGACAGUCAUCCAGAAGAGAAUGGACGGCUCUGUAAAUUUUGCUCGUAGCUGGUGUGACUACAAGCAUGGCUUCGGUAACUUGAGUGGCGAGUUUUGGUUAGGACUAGACAAAAUAAACCGCCUCACUUGGAGAACAAAGAACAAGCUUAGAAUAGAUUUGGAAUUUAACCUCACCCUGGGCAUUCGACGAAUUUUCGAAGAGUACAACUUGUUAGUAGUUGAACCGGAAUUACAAGAUUAUGCCUUAACUAUUGGAAGUGUUUUAACAGGAAACGCAAGUGAUUCUUUCGAUUACAACCGCAACGCUUCGUUUUUUACAAUGGAAAAAGACACGCCGGACGGUUGUGCUAAGAAAUAUGGAGCUUGGUGGUAUCCCAAUAACGAAACUUGUGGUAACUCCAACCUUAACGGUCAAUACAAACAAAUAGACGGUUUAAGAUGGGCACGCUGGAGUCAAUAUAGGCCUCGUGAGCUCCAGUAUACAGCCACCAAAGCCGAAAUGAAGAUCAAGCCGGAUUGCUUUGGAUAA
Molecule: messenger RNA, 732 nt
Organism: Pocillopora damicornis (cauliflower coral)
Lineage: Eukaryota; Metazoa; Cnidaria; Anthozoa; Scleractinia; Pocilloporidae
Product: fibrinogen C domain-containing protein 1
Source: RefSeq, a predicted model, not a curated record